AUCGAUCCCAACCCAUCCCUCCUCCUCUUAUUUCCUCCCUCGCUCUCGCUGUACGAUGUCUGUCGACCUUGCAAAGCUCAACUCCCACCUGGCGACCAGGUCUUACGUUGAGGGCUACACGCCCUCGCAGGCCGACGUGCACGUCUACAAGGCGGUCACCUCCGCCCCCGACGCGUCUGCAUACCCCGCCGUCGCGCGCUGGUACAACCAUAUCAAGUCCUACACCGCCGAGUUCGCAUCGUUCUCCGGCUCCAGCAAGGCAGGCGAGGCGUUCUUCGGUAGCGCUGCCCCCGUCAAGGAGGAGGCUACUGAGGAUGACGAUGAGGUCGACCUCUUUGGCUCUGAUGACGAGGAGGAUGCGGAAGCGGAGCGCAUUAAGGCUGAGCGUAUCGCCGCGUACAACGUGAAGAAGGCCGCGAAGCCCAAGACGGUUGCCAAGUCCGUCGUUACUUUCGAGGUGAAGCCAUGGGAUGAUGAAACCGACAUGGCAAAGCUUGAAGAGGCCGUGCGCUCCAUCCAAUGGGAGGGUCUUGUCUGGGGUGCGAGCAAGCUUGUCCCGAUCGGUUACGGUAUCAAGAAGCUGCAGAUCACCAUCGUCGUUGAGGAUGAACUGGUUUCCCUCGAUGACCUCCAGGAGAAGGUCGCCGAGUUCGAAGACUACGUUCAGAGCUCCGACAUUGCUGCUAUGCAGAAGCUCUGAGUGGUCGCGAUCGCGUAUUGUAUCCAUGUUUCCUCUGUAUCAUGGGCUUCGUGUAGUAUGAAGGGUACCAGUAGCUGUGUGUACGCGUGGAUCUUACGAGAAGUCUAGAAUGAAAUGUGCUUGUAGCUGUGGCCACACUGCGGAAUCUAUCAACCUCGCCCUUUCUGUGUU
This is a messenger RNA of Fomitopsis serialis, 871 nucleotides long. RefSeq lists its product as uncharacterized. Lineage: Eukaryota; Fungi; Basidiomycota; Agaricomycetes; Polyporales; Fomitopsidaceae. Gene Ontology annotation, molecular function: translation elongation factor activity; guanyl-nucleotide exchange factor activity. Gene Ontology annotation, biological process: translational elongation. The transcript has 6 exons. The record is from RefSeq and is a predicted model, not a curated record. The coding region runs from base 56 to 700 and encodes 214 amino acids. Gene Ontology annotation, cellular component: cytosol; eukaryotic translation elongation factor 1 complex.